AUGCUAGUUCUUUUCUUAAAGGAUUUGGACAUUACAUCAAGUAAUGCUAUUUCUAGUAUAGAUAUGGUCUUAGUUGAAUUUCAAGAAAGAUACAAUCUUCCGGUGACCGGAACAUUAAAUAAUGAUACUAUGAAUAUGAUGAUGAAUAAGCCUCGAUGUUCUGUUGGCGACAAUAACUAUGCAAUUCAUUCGAAGUGGAAUAAAACGACAUUAAGUUGGUAUUUUCCUCAAGCUGUUAGUAAUCCCGGUCAUAUACAUCUUGCUGAAGACGCUUUCGUUAGAUGGGGGAAAAUAUCUAAUUUAAAGUUUAAACGAGUAAUAAUACCUUCUUCAAAGCAGGAUAUUACUAUAACUGUGGUGCCAAAUAAUCAUAAUUUUCGAGCAAGUUGUCAAGGAACCUCUAAAUGCCCAUUUAAUUUCGAUGGUCCUGGAAAAGUAUUGGCCCACGCAUGGCAAUAA
This is a messenger RNA of Diabrotica virgifera virgifera (western corn rootworm), 459 nucleotides long. Its product is annotated as matrilysin-like. The transcript has a single exon. Gene Ontology annotation, cellular component: extracellular matrix. NCBI's taxonomy places the organism in Eukaryota, Metazoa, Arthropoda, Insecta, Coleoptera, Chrysomelidae. Gene Ontology annotation, biological process: extracellular matrix organization; proteolysis; collagen catabolic process. The record is from RefSeq and is a predicted model, not a curated record. The coding region runs from base 1 to 459 and encodes 152 amino acids. Gene Ontology annotation, molecular function: metalloendopeptidase activity; zinc ion binding.